AUUUAACACUGGGAGCACAGUCUGUUUGGGAGGAACCUGAAGUGUACCUGUGAAUAUACUGACUGCUCAUCACUGCCAACAUGAGUGAUCCUUGGCAGGACUGCAUGGAUCACUGUGUGGAGGUCACCAAAACGGCUGGCAAGAUGAUCCGCGAGGCGCUCCAGAAGGACAUCGCCGUCAUGCAGAAGAGCUCACCGGUUGACCUGGUGACCGAGACGGACCAGAAAGUGGAACAGCUCAUUAUAUCCUCCAUCAAGGAAAAGUACCCCACUCACAGCUUCAUAGGCGAGGAGUCAGUAGCAGCAGGCGCUCCCAGUGUUUUAACAGACAAUCCCACCUGGAUCAUCGACCCUAUCGACGGAACCACCAACUUUGUUCACAGGUUCCCGUUCGUGUCUGUAUCAAUUGGCUUCACUGUGAAGAAAGAGAUAGAGUUUGGGAUCGUCUACAGCUGCAUCGAGGACAAAAUGUACACAGCGCGGAAAGGCAAAGGAGCAUUCUGCAAUGGAGUCCCAAUCAAAGUGUCCGGACAAGAAGAUAUUAGCCAAUCUCUGGUGCUGACAGAAAUGGGCUUCAAGAAGGAUCCUGAGCAUUUCAAAGCCAUGUUGGCCAACAUCAAGACCAUCCUCACCAUCCCUGUGCAUGGCGUCCGCUCCCCGGGCAGUGCAGCUGUCAACAUGUGUCUGGUAGCGUGCGGAUCGGCUGAUGCUUACUACCACAUGGGCAUCCACUGCUGGGACAUGGCUGGAGGGGCAGCGGUCGUUACAGAAGCUGGAGGAGUUAUCAUGGACAUUUCAGGUGGAGCGUUCGAUCUGAUGUCUCGGAGGCUGAUCGUCGCCAGCAGCAGAGCAAUAGCAGAACGCAUCGCUAAGGAGAUAACACAGUUUCACGUUGGCAGGGACGACACAGAUGGCGAGUAAACAGCUAUUUAAACAUGCAACUGUCUUAUAUUUAACAGCUCACGAUUCCAUCUUUGCCUUAAGAACCAAAACGAUAAACUUACCUCUGAAGGACAGCUGAGUGGGUUUGGUAAAUAUUCAGCGCUUAGAGUUUCAGUCUCAUUUCUGCUUUGUUUUUAAGUCAUUGUUGUAUUUCUGCACUUUCUGUUCUGUAGUAACUUACUGUAUUUGAACAGUGUGACAGAGCUGCUCCGUCACUGACUGCAGGCAGCUCACACACCACACCAAGGCUGCACACUUGGUUGAUUUUCAUUCACGCAUACACUGAAACCCCACAUUUAAUUGAAAAUCCCACAAAGACAACAAAUCAUAUGUUGAAACGGAGAAAUUCCAUUGUUUUUGAAAAUUAUAUCCUCAUUUAGAAUUUGAUGCCAGCAACAUGUUUCUGAAAAGUUGGCCCGGGGUCAUGUUUACCGCUCUGUUGCAUCACCUCGUCUUUCAGCAACACUGUGAGCGUUUGGGAACUAAAGAGACCAACUGCAUUUUGGUCCCAUUCCUGCUUGAUGUACAAUUUCAGUUCACUAUAAUUACAGUUUGCAGCGAUUAAUUGUGUUCACAGAAUCCUGUCUGUGUUCAAUGCAGUGCCGUCUUUUUUUUUUUUUUUUUUUUAGCAUUUCA
Molecule: messenger RNA, 1577 nt
Organism: Chelmon rostratus (copperband butterflyfish)
Lineage: Eukaryota; Metazoa; Chordata; Actinopteri; Chaetodontiformes; Chaetodontidae
Product: inositol monophosphatase 1-like
Exons: 9
Coding region: 81-920 (279 amino acids)
Biological process (GO): phosphatidylinositol phosphate biosynthetic process; signal transduction; inositol metabolic process
Molecular function (GO): inositol monophosphate 1-phosphatase activity
Source: RefSeq, a predicted model, not a curated record